AUGGACGCUGAGCCCACGCAGGCAGCGCGGAGGUCGAGCGCAUCAGGCUUCACGCCGCUCUUCAUCGCCAUCGCUGGAGGGUCGGCGGCAGGCAAGGGCACGGUCUGCCACCGCAUUGUCCAGACCCUCGGUGACCAGCGAGUAGUGAUCGUCGGCACAGACGACUUCUACCGUCCACUGACUUGCGAGGGGUCGGCCAGCGCAGAGGGUGUGAACUUCGACAGCCCAGACGCGAUCGACAUUGAGGCACUGGCCAGAUGCUUAGACGACCUCAGAGCAGGCCAGAGCACCCGCGUGCCACAGUGGGACUUCACACGCCAUAGGAGGAGCCAAAGGACUCGGCGAGUGGAUCCAGCGCACGUGGUCAUCAUCGAGGGUAUCUUCGCGCUGUUUUUUCCCGAGCUGCUCGAGCGGGCCAGCAUGAAGCUGUUUGUGGACACCGCGGACGACGUGCGGCUGGUGCGGCGCAUUAAACGCGACACGCUGGAGCGGGGGCGGAGCGUCGAAGACGUUCUCGCCCAGUACGCCAAUUUCGUGAAGCCCGCGUUCGAGCGAUGGGUCUUGCCGAGCAAGCUCCGCGCGGACGUCAUCAUCCCGUGGGUGGACGACAAUCCGGUCGCACUGAACUUGAUCACAGAGCACAUACGCGCCAAGUUGUCGAUUCAUGAUUUGAGCCUCAUCUACAGCAACUUACAUGUGAUGCCCAGCACGACGCAGGUACGAGGCAUGCACACGAAGAUCCGGUGCCACUCGACGGACAGAGGCGACUUCGUGUUUUAUGCGGACAGGCUUAUCCGACUGUUGGUGGAGUUUGCGUUGGGUUUCUUGCCAGUCGAUGUGAGUACGGUGACCACACCCGCUGGGGUCGAUUAUCAGGGCAUUGAGUUCCAGGGCCAGUUGUGUGCAGUAUCCGUCAUUCGCUCGGGCGAGGUGAUGGAGAACGCGUUGCGGUCGUGCUGUCAAGGAGUAAAGUUGGGGAAGGUCCUCAUCACUCGCUCGCCGGAUGGCGCGUGCUCGGUUGCGUAUGAUGCGUUGCCACACGACGUAACUGGGCGCCACGUGUUGGUUAUGGACCCUGUCCUGUCCACUGGUAACACCAUCUUACGGGUCGUUGAUUUGCUAACCAGGCAAAGGCAAGUAGCCGAGGCGAAAAUCAUAGUGCUCUCGCUGGUGGCCGCGCCCGACGGCAUCCACCGGGUCUGCAAGCGCCACCCGGCGCUGAAGGUCAUCACGACAGAGAUCGACCGAGAGCUCGGGCGAGACCUCGGCAUGAGGCCUGGCGUCGGGGACUUCGGCGACCGCUACUUCGGCACGGGCCUGGAGCCCGGGGAAAGCCUCCGGACGCAGCUCUGCGCCGACAUCUCGGGGCGCGACCGCGACGCCUCGCCCAAGCGGUUGGCCGUUGUCGGCUGGCCCGAGCGGUGA
This is a messenger RNA of Prorocentrum cordatum, 1425 nucleotides long. Lineage: Eukaryota; Dinophyceae; Prorocentrales; Prorocentraceae. The record is from the annotation of a GenBank genome assembly.